Molecule: messenger RNA, 1550 nt
Organism: Anopheles merus
Lineage: Eukaryota; Metazoa; Arthropoda; Insecta; Diptera; Culicidae
Exons: 4
Coding region: 110-1468 (452 amino acids)
Biological process (GO): mRNA splicing, via spliceosome
Cellular component (GO): nuclear speck
Molecular function (GO): RNA binding
Source: RefSeq, a predicted model, not a curated record
CUACCUUGGCAGGCGUAGUCGAGGUGCGAAGUUUAUGUGAACAAUUGUUCGCGUAUGUAGGAAGUCCCCAGAGUCCCCUUGGCCAACAGUGUGCGGGUAGAAGCGAACAAUGAACUCCUCCACAUCCUCCGGCGGGGAAAAGCCGGACAACAUGCCGGCCAGAAAGCGCCAGAAUCGGCAAGCCGUGCUGGGAAUGCUGAAAAAGGUGGACAUCAAAAACAAGGGCUUGAAACGAUUCUUCUACUUCACGUACGAGGCAGACCCAUCGGCCGCCAAGCAGGAGCAGGUGAAAAAGCUCUACUUCAGCAAUGGCGAAAUCUGCGAGGGGGAUGAAUAUUUUCUCCAGCACAUGAAAAAGAGUGUGUUUGUGAGCAACAUUCCGGGCGGUACGAAAAAGUCCGAGCUGUACCAGCUGUUCCAGCGCUACGGGAUGGUGCUGUCGAUUGAGCUGCGAACCCGCGGCGGUCGGAACAUAGUGGGCCGCCAGCCACAGUACCCGUUCGAGACGGGCCCGUACCUGUGCAGUACGAUCGAGUUUGACUCACCGGAAAGUGCCAAGAAUGCGUGCGAGGUGAAAACCGAAAGCACCUACAGCGCCAAACCGAUUAUGAAUCCGUCACUGUUGGGGACGGAAAACUGUGUGUAUGUUGAGAACGUACCGGCAGCAACGACGCGCCAGGAGCUGUGGCAGCACUUCAAGAUGUUUGGUCCGAUCCGUUCGAUACGGAUGGAGUUUCCCGACGGCACGCUGGUACUGACGGAUGCCGAGUACGCACAGCUACGCUCGGUCAACUGUCACAUUCGGUUCCGGCGAAGAGCGGAAGCACGGGCUGCAGCAAAGGGCCUAAACCGUAGCACCUUCAAGGAGCGUCAAAUCUCCGUACAGAUGGCAUAUCAAAAGUACUGUAAUCCGGAUGAGCUGUCGAACAAUGCGCUGCGAAUCUUCUUUCAACCGUUCGGCGAUGUGGUUGCCCUCGAUCAAAUUCCCCAUCAACGGGCGGGCUACGUCUGCUUCAAGCUGCCGAUCCCGGCCGACCUGAUAAAGCGGGCCAACCAGCAAACGUUCCGCCGGCGGCGCAUAACGAUCGAGAAGCUGGAGCUGCCGGGCAUACCGAAGGAAGGCAAAUCGGUGGCCAAGGCGACGCUGGGCAAUGGGAAGAACGGGCGCGAAGGGACGAACCCCCCAGGCAACGGUAGCAGCGGCAGCAGCAACACGAACAACAGCAAUCGGGGAGGGUCGGCGACCACCACCACAGGCGCUUCCAGCAAGGGUGCUCCCACCAACCAUGCCAUUCAGAUCAAGCUCGGUCGCAAGAUCGCACGCAAAGCGCUCCCUCCGGCGGGCCGCAAACCGUUGGCCAAACGGGUAAGCGGCGAUCUGGCCAAAGCGGAACCCGGCGGCGGCAAGCCGGGCAGCAAAACGGCAGCGAACGCCGAGAAUGCAAAGGAAAACCGGGCCACAUCGUAGGCCGCGAAUGCGUACUCCCCCACCGGUCCCUGGAAGUUGAUCCGCCUCGAAUAGUGUAAUAAAAAGUUUUUAUUUUAAUUCA